This is a messenger RNA of Ostrinia furnacalis (Asian corn borer), 494 nucleotides long. RefSeq lists its product as uncharacterized. NCBI's taxonomy places the organism in Eukaryota, Metazoa, Arthropoda, Insecta, Lepidoptera, Crambidae. Bases 1 to 405 code for a protein of 134 amino acids. The record is from RefSeq and is a predicted model, not a curated record. The transcript is spliced from 2 exons.
AUGGAACAAAGGAAGGAGGUUGAGAUAUACGAGUAUAGAAAAANCGCCCACAGCGUGUACGGUGCCGGCGCCUACGGUCACGGUGUAUCUUCCGUCUACGGUGCUCACGCUGGCUUGGGUCUCUCUCACGGCCAUCUCCUGAAGAAGCGUUCUCUUGCUCACGUCUACGCUCCCGUUGCCCACGUUGCUCACAUUGCUCCCUCCGCCGUGUCGCAUCAGUCUCGCGUUGACGUGAUCUCGAAACCCGCCGUGGUGUCCGAGGUCGUGUCUGCCCCCGUGGCCGUCGCUCACGCCGUCCCCUCCGUGUCCUACGCUCACGUGGCGCCCCUCGCGCACUCCGCCGUCUGGACCGCCCCCGCUGCGCAUCUUUCCCAUUCUGGACUCUUCCAUUCCGCCCUUUGGUGAACAACGAUUCGACGAACGAUGUAGUUUUCGUUUUAAUAGUUUAUUUUAUUAAAAUGAAUAGACAAAUAUAGACCAAUUUUACAAAUUUA